UGCCUUGCAAAUUGUGCCAAAAAUUUCAUCAUGCAGAUGAGUGACGUUCAUCUGCCAACUGAGAAACUAAUAAAAAAUUGUGACUUUUAACUUUUCAAAAACUUUUCAAUUAGAUUGUUGUAGUUGGACCACUGGGAUCAACUCACCAACCAAGCCAUUUCUGCAGUCAGAGGAUUUAUUCGGCUAUUUUAAUUGAUCCAAGUGCGCAGACUUCCCACGCGCCAGGAACUGACAGUGAUAAAUUUGUCGAAGAGCCUUGAGACAUUUCACCGGACCUUUCCCGUACAUCACAAGGUUUUACUUCACAACAAUUUAUCUGAAUUCAACGACAAUGCCGGACGCUGUAGAAGUGGCAUCUCCAGCGCAGAACGGCGCUCAUAAGAAAGAGCACGGGAAGAAGGAGAAGAAAACCGAAAAGACCGACAACGAAAAUGUCGGUGCAGAUGGAAAACGUGGCACCAAAGAUGUGGGCCGCUUUGUGGACUUGCCCGGGGCGGAAGUAGGCAAAGUCAUUGUCCGUUUUCCUCCCGAAGCCAGCGGCUUCCUCCAUGUCGGUCAUGCCAAGGCCGCACUGCUGAAUCAGUACUACCGCGAUGCCUUUCAGGGCACCUUGAUUAUGCGCUUCGAUGAUACGAAUCCGGAGAAGGAGAAAGAGGAUUUCGAGAAAAUCGUUUUGGAAGAUUUGCAAAUGCUGGAAGUGAAGUACGAUAAACUGACGUAUACAUCGGAUAGUUUCGAUAAGUUGUUAGUUUACUGUGAGCAAAUGAUCAAAGACGGGAAUGCUUACGUGGACGAUACUGAGCCGGAAAAGAUGAAACAGGAGCGCGAAGAAAGAAAGGAAUCGAAGUGCCGCAAUAACAGUGUGGAGAAGAAUCUGCAGCUGUGGAACGAAAUGAAACAAGGUUCCGAAAUUGGCCAGAAAUGUUGUGUUCGAGCAAAGAUGGAUAUGAAUUCGGACAACGGUUGUAUGCGUGAUGCCACGAUAUAUCGCUGCAAACCACAGCAUCAUCCACGUACCGGGAAUAAGUAUAAAUGUUAUCCCACCUACGAUUUUGCUUGUCCCAUCGUCGACAGCAUUGAGGGUGUGACACAUGCACUUCGCACUACCGAAUAUCUCGAUCGCGAUGAGCAGUAUUUUUGGAUACUGGAUAAGCUUAAUCUGCGGAAGCCCCAUAUUUAUUCCUACAGUCGAUUGAAUUUAAUGUACACGGUGUUGUCCAAGAGGAAGUUACGUUGGUUUGUUGAAAGUGGAUUAGUAGAUGGAUGGGAUGAUCCACGCUUUCCGACAGUUCGCGGAAUUUUGCGCCACGGCAUGACGGUUGAAGGGUUAAAAAAUUUCAUUGCUGCUCAGGGUUCGUCGCGCAGUGUUGUAAUGAUGGACUGGGAUAAAUUGUGGGCCUUUAACAAGAAAGUUAUUGAUCCCAUCGCUCCGCGUUAUGUCUCCGUUUUGAAAGACGAUCAUGUCAUAGUGACCGUAAACGGAGCAAAGGAAGAAACUGCCCAGAUCGCCAAGCAUCCAAAGAACGCUGAAGUAGGGCAGAAAACAGUCUACUAUUCGAACAGGAUCCUUAUCGACCGAGCAGAUGCCGAAACCAUCAAAGAAGGCGAAAUCGUCACUUUUGUUAAUUGGGGAAAUUUGAAAAUCUCCAAAAUUACUCGCAAUGCGUCAGGUAUGAUCGAAAGCGUGGAAGCUGAUUUGGAUUUGGACAACAAAGAUUACAAGAAAACUACGAAGCUGACGUGGCUACCACAAAAUGACAAACUCGUUCCCACCAUUUGUAUGCAGUACGAUUACCUAAUCAGUAAGGGUAAUCUGGGGAAAGAUGAAGAUUUUCAGAAGUUUAUAAAUACGGAUAACAAGAAAGAAAUUGUCAUGUUGGGUGAUCCUGAACUCCAAACUAUCAAGAAAGGUGAUAUUAUUCAGCUGCAACGACGCGGAUUUUACGUUUGUGACAGUCCUGCAGCUGGUAAUAAGCCGGUUGUGCUGAUUUUUGUUCCCGAUGGAAAGGAAACCGCUGCUACUGGGGCCGAAGCGAAUGGUGUGCCAGAGACUCAGUCGAGAGAAAAACCAAAGAGCAAACAGCCUAAGCAAGAGAAAAAAACAGCUGAAAGCGAUGGUAAGGAUAGCGGAAAAGCCGGGGAGAAGAAGAAGGGCAAGGAUAAGGAAGCAAAAGAUGACGGGGAUGUAGCGAAAGGAGAUUCGGGUCAGAAGAAAGAAAAAAAGGAAAAGGGCGGCGCGGGAAAGGAAGGGAAACCUUCCGGUGAUAAAAAGAAAGACGAUAAAGGUGCUCCUGGUGAUAAAGGUAAAGGUGCCGGCGAUGGCGGUGACAAAGAUAAAGGUGGAGAGGGAAAGAAGACCCGACUUGGUUUAGAAGUGAAGAAAGAAGAGGACUUGGGGCAGUGGUACUCUCAAGUGAUUACUAAAGCCGAAAUGAUUGAAUAUUACGACAUUAGUGGGUGCUAUAUUUUGCGUCCAUGGUCGUACUCCAUUUGGGAACAGAUUCAGAAGUGGUUCGAUACGGAAAUCAAGAAACUGGGGGUGGAAAAUUGUUACUUUCCCAUGUUUGUCUCGCAGAACGCUUUGGAAAAGGAAAAAAGCCACAUUGCUGACUUUUCCCCCGAGGUCGCUUGGGUUACCCGAUCGGGGGAUACGGAUCUUUCGGAACCGAUUGCUAUUCGACCAACGAGCGAAACCGUCAUGUAUCCGACGUUUGCCAAAUGGGUUCAGUCGUACCGGGACUUGCCUAUUAAAAUCAACCAGUGGUGCAACGUUGUGCGUUGGGAAUUCAAGCAUGCACAGCCAUUUUUACGCACACGAGAAUUUUUGUGGCAAGAAGGUCACACGGCGUUCACGAAUCCAGAAGAAGCCAUGCAAGAAGUGUAUAAAAUCCUGGAUUUGUACGCUAAUGUCUACGAGGAUUUGCUGGCGGUUCCAGUUAUUAAAGGUCGGAAAACUGAGAAAGAAAAAUUUCCUGGUGGAGAUGUGACCACGACAAUUGAGGCUUACAUCGAUGCAAAUGGUCGAGCUAUUCAGGCAGCUACAUCCCAUCAUCUAGGACAAAACUUUUCCAAAAUGUUCGAAAUAGUUUUUGAAGACCCGGAAACUGGGAAUCAGAAGUUCGCUUAUCAGAAUUCAUGGGGCUUGACCACGCGUUCGAUCGGUGUUAUGGCGAUGGUGCACGGGGACAACAUGGGACUGGUUUUACCUCCUCGAGUCGCUGCCAUCCAGGUUAUUGUUGUGCCCUGUGGUAUUUCCGUGAAUUUGAAAGAAGAAGAGAAAAAGGCAUUAAUGGAUAAAUGUACGGCGUACAAGGAAAGACUGGUGGCCAGCGGUAUCCGUGCAAGCACGGAUUUACGCGAUAACUACUCAGCUGGAUGGAAGUUCAACCACUGGGAACUGAAAGGAGUUCCAGUGCGGAUGGAAGUGGGUCCGAAAGAUAUGGCUAAGGGCCAUUUUAUUGCCGUGCGGCGUGAUAACGGAGAAAAGGUUACCAUUAUCGAAGCGGAUGCUGAGACGGCCCUGAAGACUUUGCUGGAUAAUAUUCAUAACAAUUUAUUUGAACGAGCGAGGAAGGUAAGAGACGAACGGUUGGGUAUUGUGGAGAACUGGAAAGAAUUCUGUGACAAGUUAGACCAGAAAAUGAUUUUGAUGGCGCCAUUCUGCGGUGAACCCGAAUGCGAAGACGUUAUCAAAAAGGAUAGCGCCCGGGAUCACGUUGUGGAAGCCGGUGCUCCCGCCAUGGGGGCUAAGAGCCUGUGUAUUCCCUUCAAACAGCCCAAGGAUAUCAAGGCUGACGAUAAAGUUCCUUGUAUUUUGCCCCAAUGUAAACGUUUCGCCAAGUACUACACCCUGUUCGGACGAAGCUAUUAAUACUAAAACUGCAUAUGCUGUCAAUCUUUGUACUGUGCUUUUUACUCUCUUGUGCGUUUUUAUGAGCUGCGUAACUUAUAAUUAUUCUAAUGGUGCAACAUGAUCGAUCUGAGAAUAGUCAUUACAAUGUAUGUAUCGGCUUUAUCGCGCACUUUUGCUUCCUUUCGUUGAUAGCUUUGUUGAUAGAUAAAGUUAUGUUAUUUG
This is a messenger RNA of Paramacrobiotus metropolitanus, 4075 nucleotides long. Its product is annotated as bifunctional glutamate/proline--tRNA ligase-like. The transcript is spliced from 11 exons. Gene Ontology annotation, biological process: translation; glutamyl-tRNA aminoacylation; prolyl-tRNA aminoacylation. Gene Ontology annotation, cellular component: aminoacyl-tRNA synthetase multienzyme complex; cytoplasm. The coding region runs from base 332 to 3871 and encodes 1179 amino acids. Gene Ontology annotation, molecular function: glutamate-tRNA ligase activity; ATP binding; proline-tRNA ligase activity. Lineage: Eukaryota; Metazoa; Tardigrada; Eutardigrada; Parachela; Macrobiotidae. The record is from RefSeq and is a predicted model, not a curated record.